AUGAAUAAAAGAGCACUAAACGGCUUAAAAGCGGCUGUGCACCACCAGAAAGAAGUUUGCACUGCUGGCCCGCAUGAGAAACGCCUUCUACACGCCCUGCUCGACAACUACAACAGUCUGGAGCGACCCGUCGUAAACGAAUCCAAUCCACUGCAGCUGAGCUUCGGUCUGACGCUUAUGCAAAUCUUCGAUGUGUACGUGAAGAAUCAAUUACUAAUGACAAAUAUUUGGCUCAACAAGGAAUGGAAUCACAUGAACUUGCGUUGGAACUCAAGCGAGUAUGGCGGCGUACGGGAUCUCCGCAUUCCUCCCCACAGACUUUGGAAGCCGGAUGUGCUCAUGUACAACAGCGCCGAUGAACGUUACGACGGCACCUACACCACCAAUAUUGUGGUCCGAAAUAACGGCUCGUGUUUCCACGUGCCGCCUGGAAUUUUUAAUUCCACCUUCCAAAUCGCCAUCGCGUGGUUUUCGUUCGACGAAAUGAAAUUCGACACACGAUAAC
Messenger RNA from Zeugodacus cucurbitae (melon fly), 505 nucleotides. RefSeq names its product neuronal acetylcholine receptor subunit alpha-7-like. Lineage: Eukaryota; Metazoa; Arthropoda; Insecta; Diptera; Tephritidae. Gene Ontology annotation, molecular function: acetylcholine-gated monoatomic cation-selective channel activity; transmembrane signaling receptor activity. Gene Ontology annotation, biological process: nervous system process; signal transduction; monoatomic ion transmembrane transport. Gene Ontology annotation, cellular component: synapse; neuron projection; postsynaptic membrane. The transcript has 5 exons. The coding region runs from base 1 to 504 and encodes 167 amino acids. The record is from RefSeq and is a predicted model, not a curated record.